This is a messenger RNA of Cataglyphis hispanica, 2597 nucleotides long. RefSeq names its product scavenger receptor class B member 1-like. NCBI's taxonomy places the organism in Eukaryota, Metazoa, Arthropoda, Insecta, Hymenoptera, Formicidae. The coding region runs from base 973 to 2499 and encodes 508 amino acids. Gene Ontology annotation, molecular function: scavenger receptor activity. The transcript is spliced from 4 exons. The record is from RefSeq and is a predicted model, not a curated record. Gene Ontology annotation, cellular component: membrane; cytoplasm.
GUCGUGGAUGCGAAAAUAAACCGUACCCUGCUAAAGCGCUAUCUUUUCGAAGCGCUUUAACACCCGCUAGUAUGUCCAGGUCAACAACGACCUUGACACUGAGUUCUCAUAUUUCUGUUUUUCCUUUCCCUCAAGUAUCCGCAUCUACAUCUCUUGCAUUGUGUUUGCGAUUGACCGAAAGCGAGACGUUGCGACGCCUUUAGGACAAUCUUACGAAUGGCGGAAGAAAAGGGAGAAAGAAAAUGUUUUUAUCUUUCUAAAGACUUUUUAAGGGUCUGCCGGAAUUUUUCUUGCACGUGAAAUCCUCAGGUAGUCUCUCCCCGAAAUAUUCGAAUACCUGAAACAGGACCAGCAGGGGGAAGAAGGCGUUUGAAAAACGCGCGGUCGCUUCUGAACUAUAUGAGUAUCGCUAGGUGUUAAAUAUCAGGGGUCAUCUUCGCGGCAAGGUUAUCAUUGGAUUUUAACAAAAAGUGGGGAGAUUUUUGUAUACCGUUGCCUGUGACUCGUGCGUCAGUUGGACGAAAACGUUGCCCGUCGACGACGUCGGAUUUAUCUUCGUUCGCGCUACCACGACUUUGUCAAAGUCCUUAUCUGAUGCGUUUAACUAUUCAUCUUCCGCUCUCCACGAAUGAUUAGAUUGACUUAAGCGCCGGGCGAGAAAACUUUUCGGAGAGACAUUUACUUUCGAUCGCGUUUUUCAAGCCGAUCCGUGUUUCUCUUUUUCGAUCAUCCAUCGAAUUUCACGAAAAUUAUCUUGCGAAGACUAUCCUGUGAAGACUAUCCUGUGAAAAUUAUCUUGUGAAGACUAUCUUGUGAAGACUAUCUUGCGAAGACUAUCCUGUGAAGACUAUCCUGGGAGGAUUAUUUUCUAAAGACUAUCCUGUGAAGACUAUCCUGGGAGGAUUAUCUUGUGAAGGCUAUCCUACGAAGACUAUCCAGUGAAAAUUAUCCUGUGAAUCUCUUCGAAUCGGGAUGACAAUCUCGGUGACCGAUACCGCGCUCGAUAUCGAGAAAAAAGCGAUGAAGCAUUGUACUCGACGCAAUCGCUUUCACAGCUGGCUGACUUGGAUCUAUUGCGGCACGUUCCUGAUGAGCUUCGCGAGCUUCUACGCUUUUUGGUACACCGACACCUUUUCCAACUAUGUGUUUUCGCAUAUGGAACUCCGCAAUGGCACUCGUACCUUCAACCUAUGGCAGCAUCCACCCAUCCAGAUUGAGUACAGGAUUCACAUCUUCAAUUACACAAACGUAAAGGAGUUUGAGACGGGCAGAGCGAGCAAGCUGCGCGUCCAAGAGCUCGGUCCUUACGUCUACCAGGAGAAAAAGGAUCGUGUGAACGUGGUGCUGCUCGAGAACGGUACGGUGAGCUUCCAGGAGAAGAGAUCAUUCGUGUGGGUAGGGGGUAGACCCGACAACGACACCAUCGUGGUGCCGAACGUGCUAUUGAUGUUCGCCACUGCGUUCGUCCGGGAUCGGAGCUUUGCGGUGCGUUUCGUCACCAACACGGUGUUGUCAACCCUGCAAGAGCGAUCCUUUAUCAAUGAGACGGCCGGCGGUUUCAUCUGGGGACACGACAACCGUCUCUUUCACAUGGCCAAACCACUGAUGAUGUUCGAGCGUAACAUAUCGUUCGACAAAUUCGGUAUCUUGGUUACAAGAGAUGGUGUUAGUAAGGAUCGCAUCACGAUGGGCUCGGGAUCGCGAACAAUCGACAAUCUCGGCAUGAUCGAGCGAGUGAAUGGGAUAGACGAUCGGCACAUUUGGAACGAUAAGAGGUGCGAUAAAAUCAUGGGUAGUGACGGCAGCAUGAUUCCACCGCGUCUAAUAGAGGACACGAGCAAAACCCUUUACAUAUAUUCUCAGGAAAUGUGCAGGAGUCUACCCUUUCAUUUUACCGAACAAGUGACCACCUACGGCAUACCUUCUCUAAGGUAUAAAUUCACACCGGAUGCCUUCAACUUUUCGGACCCGCAAAACAAAUGCUUUUGCCAAAAGGUGAACGGCUUAAGAGUUUGCCCGCCCACGGGACUCUUUAAUAUUUCCGCUUGCAAUUAUGGUAUGCCUUUGCUUUCGUCAUUUCCGCAUUUUUAUGGCGCCGACAAAUCCUUACUGGAGCAAAUAGACGGCUUGAAUCCUCGGCAGGAAGAUCACGAGAGUUACGUAGAUUUACAUGGGCGCAUCGCGACUCCCAUGGCCGGUUGGUCAAGAACGCAGCUGAAUCUGGAGGUGCGAAAAGCAAUUGGCGUGCCGUUUCUCGGAAGAUUGAAGGACGGCGCUAUUCUUCCGCUCAUCUGGAUAGAGAUGGGGAUAGACAAGAUGCCGGAAUCGAUGCUGGAGAUCUUUCAAGGCGCGCAUUUCACAAUUGCCAAUGUGGAGAUGGCUCUGCAAUGGUGCAGUCUCACAGCCAUGAUACUCUCCCUGGGCGCGCUGGUCAUCUAUCUCUGGAAGUGUCGCGUCCAACGCGAGAAGAGUCAAGUUUCAAGAAAAUUGUUCGUCUGAAUAAACGACAUUCCCGAAUCGUUCUGAUCGACGAGAGGAGAAAAAAAAAAGAAAAAAAAAGGAUAGACGCCGCGAGAGUGCAUCCGAGAAGAAGAAAA